Molecule: messenger RNA, 5313 nt
Organism: Uranotaenia lowii
Lineage: Eukaryota; Metazoa; Arthropoda; Insecta; Diptera; Culicidae
Exons: 2
Coding region: 1-5313 (1770 amino acids)
Biological process (GO): DNA integration
Molecular function (GO): nucleic acid binding; zinc ion binding
Source: RefSeq, a predicted model, not a curated record
AUGAUGCGUACACCGCCAUCGAGUGCUGACGGUGAUCAGCGGCAAGAACUGUACGUUGACAAUGCAGUGAUGCCAAAACAACAGAACGUAGUUAAAAGUGAAUCUAAAGAACUAAAAGUGAUGAAAUUUAAAAUGGAAGCAAUGAAGAGAAAUUUAUUGAGAGUGGAAGAUGGUCUAUUGGAUGAAGAUGUAGUGCCUAAUAUGAAUCUGCAAAGUAAGCAGUUUUUGCAGCUUCAAGUGAGAAUAGUGGAAGCAGCUCACACGGAAGCAGAGGCUCUCAGGAUGCGACUUUUCGAAUUGGAUGCUGAGGAAGAAAUUCGAGAAGAGUACGAAGCGGAUUACAUCGAGAUUGAACACCUGUAUGGUAAGCUGUUUGUGUUCUUAACCACUCGGAUGGAUGACAUCGAGAGGAAGGAGAAGGAGCAGAUAUACCCCCCAGCCGUAAGUAACCCACCUUUUUCUACUGCACAAUAUCAUGUGCCUCCAUUGAAAGUUCCUCUACCUACGUUCGACGGAAAAUAUGAGAAUUGGUACGCAUUCAAGUCGAUGUUCCAGACAGUUAUGUCCCGAUAUAGAUCUGAAUCACCAGCAAUUAAACUGUACCAUUUGCGCAAUUCUCUUGUGGAUAAGGCAGCAGGUAUCAUCGACCAAGAUAUCAUCAACAAUAAUGACUACGAUGCUGCUUGGAUGAUAUUGCAGAAUCGUUUCGAAGACCGUCGACUAAUUAUUGACAAGCACAUAGAUGCGUUGCUUGAUUUGCCGAAACUCAACAGCGAGAGUGCCACCGAUCUUCGUAAACUGAUCGAUGUGUGCACCAAAAAUGUGGAUGCUUUGAGGAACUUGGGUUUAAAUGUAACUGGGCUGGGGGAAAGUAUGCUUCUUAAUCGUAUAGCUUCGAGACUGGACAGUGAAACCCGAAAGGCUUGGGAACUAUCGCAGAAAAUUGAUGAACUCCCAGAUUACGCAGAAACUAUGGAGUUUUUGCGAGAAAGAUGUCGUGUACUGGAGAAAAUCAACCUUCUUUCUUCAGUGAAACCAGCUCAAAGAAUGCAGAAGCCAAUUCGAGUUGUAGGAGAUCCCAAGAUGAGAAUCAACAGCUUCGUUACUCGCACCGAACAGUGUCCCCACUGCCAAGGAAGUCAUGAAUUGUGGAAGUGCGACGCUGUUAAAAAGGUUUCUUUGUCCGAUCGCUACACGACGCUGCGCAAAGCCGGUGCUUGCUUCAAUUGCUUACAGAAGGGGCAUAGAACAACCAACUGCAGUUCUGAGAGCACUUGCAAGAAGUGCAAAAAGCGGCACCAUACAAUUCUUCACUCGGAAAACAACAAUCAACAGAAGCGAUCCGAAACCCCUGCUACGUCUACGAAGUUUCCCGAACCAAACCAGCAUACAUCGGAAGCAACGCCAGCUGUACAGGUUUUUCCAGAAUCCGAAACCCGAUCAUCGUUCUGCGUGCAACCCAAGGUAGGAGGAAAGCAGAUACUGUUAUCAACAGCAGUAGUUCUUGUUUGUGGCAAAGCUGGAGAACCGUAUCCUUGCCGCGUACUUUUGGACUCUGGGUCGCAUACAAACUUCGUGACUGAAAGCUUUGCUGCACUACUCGCACUGGAGAAGGAACCGGUGCAUUUUUCGAUUAGCGGUCUCAACGACAUCAAGACGAAAGUUCGGUUCAAGGUUCACACCAUGAUCAAAUCACGAAUCAGCGAAUACCAUUCUUGCCUAGAUUUCCUUGUUGUACCAAGGAUUACCGGACUAUUACCAUUGACGACGAUUGAUCCAGUUCCUCUCUCGAUUCCUGACGGUAUCCAAUUGGCGGAUCCGAACUUCUACGUACCGGAAAAGGUUGACAUGCUUCUGGGCGCGGAAGUAUUUUUCCAAAUGUUGAAAACCGAUCGCCUGCAUCUUUCAAGUUCUGCCGUUCUCCAAGAUACCCAGUUUGGCUGGGUUCUGAGCGGUGCUAUCCCGAAAAAGUGUUCCGGAGUUGUGCAAUCAUUCUGUAAUACCGUUGAAGACGAAAACCUGGACGCAUUAGUGAAGCGAUUUUGGCAAAUUGAUUCCUUUAGUGACCCCGAACCAGCAAAGGAACCCGAAGAAGAACUCUGCGUCCAACACUACCUGGACACCUACCAACGAGCACCCGAUGGACGAUAUGUGGUCCGCCUUCCAUUCAACGGUUUGCAGCACAAAUUGGGAGAUUCAAGAGUGAUGGCCGAAAAGCGAUUCCAUGCCGUUGAGAGACGUCUCGACGCAUCACCUGAUAUCAAGCAACAGUACAGUGAAUUCCUCAGAGAAUACGAAGAUCUUGGUCACAUGAAGCAGAAUACCAACAACGAUCAAGAUAACCAACAUGCUGCAUACUACCUGCCCCAUCAUUACGUGUUGAAACCAAGCAGUACGACGACAAGAUUGAGAGUAGUUUUUGAUGGAUCUGCCGAGUCUAGUUCAGGCAUAUCUAUCAACAAGACCCAGAUGGUUGGACCGACUGUACAGAGUCAUCUUGUGCAAAUUCUAUUAAAUUUCCGCUCCUACAAGUUUGUUUUCACUUUGGACAUACCAAAAAUGUACCGCCAGGUAUUGGUACAUCAAGAUGACAUCCCGUAUCAACGCAUAGUAUGGAGAGAGACGCGGAAUCAACCCCUGCGAACAUACGACCUACAGACAGUAACCUAUGGUUUGGCGUCAUCUCCCUUUUUGGCCACUAUGACCCUGAACCAAUUGGCCGAAGACGAAGGACAUCGUUACCCAUUAGCAGCCGAAGUUUUGAAAAACUCCUUCUACAUCGAUGACGCACUUACGGGUGCGAACACGCUUGCAGAAACGAUUGAACUGAAGAACCAGUUAGUAGCACUGUUGGCAAGAGGUGGCUUCGAAGCGCACAAAUUUUGCGCGAAUUCCGAUUUGAUUCUAACUGACGCUCCGAACGAAAAUUGCGAAGUGAGCAUUAAUACAGAUCCCAGCAUAAAUACCAUCAUGAAGACGCUCGGCGUUUCAUGGAAACCGAAGGAAGAUUGUUUCACUUUUGUCGUACCUCAAAAUGUCCACUUGAAGAUUACUCAAGCAACGAAGCGUUCGAUACUCAGCGACGUCGCCAAGAUUUUUGAUCCGCUUGGAUUUCUCGGUCCGAUCAACACAACAGCUAAGUUAAUCAUACGUGAUCUCUGGUCAUUGGGAUUGGAGUGGGAUGAGCCAGUUCCACCCAACAACUUGAAGGUUUGGAGCAAAUUCUACCGUCAGCUGGAGACGCUGAACACUAUCUCAAUCCCGAGAUGGAUUUUUGGUGAUAUGGCAAAGAAAGUCGAACUCCAUGGGUAUGCGGAUGCAUCGGAUGCAGCUUACGGCGCUUGCAUCUACGUACGUCUUGUUUUGAACGAUGGAUCAUCGAGAAUGCAGUUGGAGAUCACAACACCCCGAGCAGAACUGCUGGCUGCUCAAUUACUGGCCCGACUAGUGACACAACUACUUGAUCUACUGAAGCGAACUUUUGACUCCAUCGUCCUGUGGAGUGACUCCCAAAUCGUGCUCUGUUGGCUGCGUCGUUCUCCAGAAACAUUAUCAGUGUACGUCGGGAACCGAGUGCGAGAGAUACAGCAACUGACGAACACUCUUGAAUGGCGGUACAUCCCAUCGAAGGAGAACCCUGCGGAUGUCAUCUCCCGAGGUCUGUCACCAACAGGCCUUCAGACGUCUACUUUGUGGUGGAAUGGUCCGCCAAUAAUUCGAACCAAUCAUACUGAGUUGCUGAACCCGAUUUCCGAUGAUGAAUUACCGGAAUUGAGACGAGUCGCCCUACCUACUGUCAAUGAACACCCUCGAGUCGAACUAUUCAACCGAAUCAGCCGAUUUACCAUCAUGCAGCGGUCCAUGGCAUACGUGGUUCGCUUCUGUGACUACGUCAAGAAUAACAGGAAACGAUUGACCAAGGGAUCUCUAACAGUCGAUGAGAUUCAGCGGUCUACUACACUUAUGAUACGAUUAGUGCAAGCCGAAGCAUUUGACACCGAGCGUCGAAUGCUAACCAGUCCGGAACAAUUCCGGCAUCCCCUGCGACAUCUGAACCCAUUUGUAGACCCAAAAGACGGCAUUCUCCGUUUGAAGCACGCUGACAUACCAUACGAAAGCAAACAUCAAGCCUUAUUGCCGCAGAAGCAUCCAUUUACUGCAGUUUUGUUGCGGCAUCUUCAUCGUUCCAACAUGCAUAUUGGUCAACGAGGACUCCUAGGCAUUGUUCGCCAACAAUAUUGGCCUCUUCACGCAAAAACCCUGAUUCGCCGAUUGAUACAUCAAUGCGUGCCAUGCUUCCGGAUGAAUCCCCGUCCGGCAACUCAACUGAUGGGCGAUCUCCCCGACUACCGUGUUCGACCAGCACCAGUAUUUGCAGAUACUGGCCUCGAUUUUGCGGGGCCCUUCAAAAUUCGUUCGAGUACAGCAACCCGUAAACCGCAGGAGACCAAGGGGUACGUCUGUGUCUUUGUGUGCAUGCAUACCAGGGCCUUGCACUUGGAAGCCGUCUCAAACUUGACCUCCGAAGCAUUCAUAGGCACUCUACAACGCUUCGUGAGUCGUCGUGGAAUUCCUCGUAACCUGUAUUCGGAUAAUGCCACCAACUUUGAAGGAGCGAACAACGAGAUGUGUCGACUAGCUGAGCUUUUCCGAAAUGAACACCAUCAAAAAACCUUGAGUGAUUACACAGCGAUGCGGGCAAUUGAAUGGCAUUUCAUUCCACCACGCAGCCCCCACUUCGGCGGUAUUUGGGAGGCCGGGGUCAAAUCGGUGAAAUUUCAUCUGAAACGAGUACUUGCUGAACACAAACUUUCCUACGAGGAGUUGGCAACGGUCCUUACACAAAUUGAAGCCAUCCUAAAUUCCCGUCCUCUUACGCCUACAUCAGAAGACCCCAACGAUAUUGGUGCUAUUACACCUGCACACUUUUUGAUCGGCCACGAACUCCAGGCGAUACCAGAACCCUCCUAUCAACACAUCCCUCAAGGUCGACUCUCAAGAUGGCAGUUUGUGCAGGACUUGAAGCAGAAGUUCUGGAACGUGUGGAUGAUCGACUAUCUUCACGAGUUGCAGCGUCGCCAGAAGGACUUCAAGGUUACGAAACUCAAGGUUGGCGCACUUGUCUUGGUUAUCGACGACAACACACCACCGCUUCAGUGGCUGCUUGCUCGAAUUACCGACCUGUAUCCUGGUCCUGAUAACGUCGUUCGUGUGGUCGGACUGCGGACACAAACCGGAACAACAAGGAGAGCAGUCAAGAAGAUUUGUUUGUUGCCCCUGGACAACGAGGAGGUCAAAGGAGAUUUGAAAUGA